UUUUUAAUUUCAUUUGAAUAGAUGGAGAAAUAUUAGUAGAUAAAUCGUGCAUUGAAGAGGAGGAGCAUUGAAGAGGAGGAGAGACUCUGAUUCUUUCUAGGGUUAGGGUUUUUGCAUCCCUUUUUUCAUAGAUCUGUUUCUUUGCUUGUUUGAUUGAUCUGGGAAAUGGGUGCGGAAAGCGAGACAGCCGAGUCGAGCUUGGGCGUUGGUAGUGGUGAAGAAGUAGUCACUCUUAACAUUCGAUGCUCCAAUGGAUCCAAAUUCUCUGUUCGGACAAGCCUCCAGGCGACUGUUGAGGCGUUCAAAGCUCUUCUUGUUCAGAACUGCGACGUUCCGGCUGAUCAGCAGAGGUUGAUUUACAAAGGUCGGAUCUUGAAGGACGAUCAAAUCCUAGCUAGCUAUGGUUUACAGGCAGAUCACACUGUUCAUAUGGUGCGUGGUUUUGCUCCAGCUGCAUCAACACCUGCUGCUGCUGCCAAUGUUGGCAAUCCCAAUCCCACUCCAGGUGUUGCACAGGCUGUUAGUUCAAACGAAGGUGGUGGCUUUGGAGCUGCUGGUCUUGGGCCAUCUCUAUUUCCUGGGCUUGGUUUCAAUGCUCUAGGAGGCUCUGGAGCAUCUGGUGUACUUGGAGCUGGGCUUCCUGAGUUUGAACAAGUGCAGCAACAAUUGACUCAGAAUCCCAACAUGAUGAGAGAAAUAAUGAACAUGCCAGCCAUUCAGAGCCUAAUGAAUAACCCUGACCUGAUGCGCAACAUGAUCAUGAGCAACCCUCAAAUGCGCGAGAUCAUUGACCGAAAUCCUGAACUUGCUCAUGUUCUCAAUGAUCCUGGCAUCCUUCGGCAGACAUUAGAAGCGGCAAGGAACCCUGAGCUUAUGCGGGAGAUGAUGCGAAAUACUGACAGGGCAAUGAGUAACAUUGAAUCUUCUCCUGAGGGAUUCAACAUGCUCAGACGAAUGUAUGAAAAUGUUCAGGAACCGUUCCUCAAUGCUACAACAAUGGCUGGAAGCACUGGAAAUGAUGUGGGGUCAAACCCAUUUGCGGCUCUUUUGGGUAAUCAAGGUGCUGGAGCCCAAACCAGAGAUGGAUCAAACAAUACUUCAACCACUGGGUCUGAAGCAACUACAGGGUCUGCUGUUCCAAAUGCCAAUCCACUUCCUAACCCUUGGAGUGGUACUGGUGGAGGUUCCCAAGCAAACACUACUGCAAGGUCAAAUCCUACUGCGGAUGCCAGGCCACCAGGGAUUGGUGGGUUAGGAGGGCUUGGUCUUCCAGAUUUGGAGCGCAUGUUUGGCGUGCCAGACCCCUCUGCAAUGAAUCAGCUCUUGCAGAAUCCAGCUGUGUCCCAAAUGAUGCAAAGCCUACUAUCCAACCCCCAGUACAUGAAUCAGUUUCUUGGCCUGAAUCCGCAACUCCGGAGUAUGCUCGACUUGAACCCUCAGCUAAGAGAAAUGUUGCAAAACCCAGAAGUUCUUAGGCAGUUAACAUCACCUGAGACGAUGCAGCAAAUGUUGGCUGUACAGCAGGCUCUUUCAUCUCAGCUUAAUAGGCAACAAUCAACUCCAGAAACAGCUCAGACUGGUGGGACUCCUGGAGCACAAAACAAUAUGGGACUGGAGUUGUUGAUGAAUGUGUUUGGUGGACUCGGAGCUGGGGGCUUAAAUCUUCCCAAUACACCUGAUGUGCCUCCAGAAGAGCUUUAUGCUACUCAACUGUCACAGCUUCAAGAAAUGGGUUUCUUUGAUACCCAAGAGAAUAUUAGGGCAUUACGUGCCACCUCAGGAAAUGUUCAUGCUGCUGUGGAGCGACUUUUAGGGAACCCUGGUCCGUAGUCAGUACACCUAUUUUGAAAUUUAAUCAAAGAUUCAGUUGGGCAUGUAAAAGUUAUCGAUUUGGACCAGUGUCUCAUAAAAGACAAAAGAUGUGUUGGCACUUUCAAUUCCAUUUUGGGCUGUGUGAAUAAGAAAGUACACACUUCCAUGGUAAGAGGUGAACUUGGUGGACAAAGGCUUUUUCUUUACCAGGCAGUUACAUGCCCUCUCUCUCUCCCUCUCCCUCCCUCUCCCUCCCUCUCUCUCUCUCUCUCUCUUUCUGCCAAUGCGCUGAUGUACAUACACAUUUAAGUAAUUCUUCUGUGAAAUAUUUUCAGAUUUUAUGGAUA
Messenger RNA from Camellia sinensis, 2159 nucleotides. Its product is annotated as ubiquitin domain-containing protein DSK2b. The record is from RefSeq and is a predicted model, not a curated record. Gene Ontology annotation, biological process: ubiquitin-dependent protein catabolic process. Gene Ontology annotation, molecular function: polyubiquitin modification-dependent protein binding. NCBI's taxonomy places the organism in Eukaryota, Viridiplantae, Streptophyta, Magnoliopsida, Ericales, Theaceae. Gene Ontology annotation, cellular component: cytosol.